Varanus komodoensis (Komodo dragon) is the source of this 5810-nucleotide messenger RNA. It is a transcript of the gene NUP188, whose product is annotated as nucleoporin 188. The transcript has 44 exons. The coding region runs from base 73 to 5295 and encodes 1740 amino acids. Gene Ontology annotation, biological process: RNA export from nucleus; protein import into nucleus. NCBI's taxonomy places the organism in Eukaryota, Metazoa, Chordata, Lepidosauria, Squamata, Varanidae. The record is from RefSeq and is a predicted model, not a curated record. Gene Ontology annotation, cellular component: nuclear pore inner ring. Gene Ontology annotation, molecular function: structural constituent of nuclear pore.
GGUCCUCCUUCACCGUUUGGGCAAGUGGCUGAAUUAGAGUGAGGGGAGCGAGUCACGUGGCGGGGUGGCAAGAUGGCGGCCGGCGGGCGGUGCGUGAGGAGCAGCAGAGAACUGUGGACCAUUGUGAAGGGCAAAUCAGCUUUGAGAGAACCAGCUCAGCUUGCAGAGGAGUUGAAUAAACACUGCCAGAGGCUGCUUGAAGGGCUUUCCUACUACAAGCCACCCAGCGCAAGUUCAGCAGAAGCAGUAAAAGCUGAUAAAAAUGUGCCUGCUCCACUGAAGGAGCUGGGUCUGAGAGUCAGCAAAUUUUUGGGUCUGGAUGAAGAGCAGAGUGUGCAGCUGUUGCAGUGCUACCUUCAGGAGGACUACAGAGGGACCAGAGACUCAUUGAAGGCAGUUCUGCAAGAUGAAAGACAGAGUCAGGCUUUGAUGCUGAAGCUUGCCGACUACUACUAUGAAGAAAGGAUAUGUAUUCUUCGCUGCAUCCUCCACCUUCUCACUUAUUUCCAGGAUGAGAGGCACCCUUACAUGCUCCAGUUUUCACAGUGCGUGGAAAAAAUGGAUAAGGAACUGGUUCUUAACUACCGGAAACAGUUUGAAGAGCUGUACAAAGCAGAAGCACCUACUUGGGAGACGCAUGGAAGUCUGAUGACAGAGCGGCAAGUCUCACGCUGGUUUGUACAGUGCCUCCGGGAGCAGUCCAUGCUGCUUGAAAUCAUCUUCAUUUACUAUGCCUAUUUUGAGAUGGCACCUGAGGAGCUGCUGGCUUUUGCUAAGAUGUUUAAAGAGCAAGGCUUUGGUUCUAGGCAGACCAAUCGACAUCUGGUUGAUGAGAGCAUGGACUACCUAGUUGAACGCAUUGGGCACUUCAGUGCACUAAUUUUAGUGGAAGGCAUGGAAAUCGAUUCUCUGCACGAGCGUUUAUUGUACGACAGGAAAGAGGAGCAUAAAUUUGGCAGUGGCCAAAUUUGUCAGGAAAUGGACCGCCUGUUGCUGACUCUAGGAGAUGUCUCCCAUCAUGCUCCUGUCCUCUUGGCCUGGGCGUUGCUUCGCCACACUUUGAGCUCGGAAGAGGCGACUGGCGCAAUUCGGCGAAUGGGGAGCACUGCCAUCCAGCUGAACGUUUUCCAGUAUCUGACCAAGAUGCUCCGGUCUGUAAGGAGCGAGGGGCAUUGCAUCUCCAGCACAGCAUGCAUGUGCACCUAUGGCCUGCUGUCCUUUGUCCUUACUUCACUGGAGCUGCACACCCUGGGCAAUCAGCAGGACAUCAUAGAUACAGCAUGUGAAGUGCUGACCGCUUCAAGCAUUCCUCCACUGUUCUGGAAGACGGAACCAACAGCAGGCCUGGGCAUUAUCUUGGACAGCGUCUGUGGAAUGUUUCCCCACCACCUCUCUCCUCUUCUGCAGUUACUUACGGCUCUUGUUUCAGACAAAUCCACAGCAAAGAAGGUGUACACCUUCUUGGAUAAGAUGUCCUUCUACAUUGAGCUGUACAAGCACAAGCCUGCAGACGUGAUUUCUCAUGAAGAUGGUACCCUGUGGCGGAGGCUGGCACCAAAGCUGCUCUAUCCUCUUGGGUUGGGCCAAACAAACCUGAGAAUACCUCAAGGGACGGUAGGGCAGGUGAUGAUUGAUGACCGGGCUUACCUGGUACGAUGGGAGUAUUCAUACAGCAGCUGGACACUUUUCACUUGUGAGAUCGAGAUGCUGCUGCAUGUGGUGUCAACUGCUGAUGUCAUUCAGCAUUGCCGAAGGGUUAAACCAAUAAUUGACCUGGUCCACAAGGUCAUCAGUACUGAUGUGUCGAUAGCAGAUUGCCUCCUGCCCAUUACGUCGCGGAUCUACAUGCUCUUACAACGGUUAACGACGGUGAUUGCUCCCCCAGUUGAUGUUAUUGCUUCCUGUGUUAACUGCCUGACUGUUCUGGCCUCCCGAAUGCCUGCCAAGGUUUGGACUGACCUUCAUCAUACAGGCUUUUUACCAUUUGUAGCUAAUCCACUUUCUAGCAUGAGUCACGUGAUCAGUGCAGAGGGAAUGAAUGCCGGAGGGUACGGGAACCUGCUGAUCAGUAUUGAGCAGCCGCAAGGCGAAUAUGGCGUUACAAUCUCCUUCCUAAACCUGGUCAUGACGCUUGUUCGGGGGCAGCUUGGCAGCACCCAAAGUCAAGGUUUGGUGCCCUGUGUUGUAUUUGUCCUGAAGGAGAUGCUGCCAAAUUAUCACAAAUGGCGGUAUAAAUCCCAUGGAGUGAGAGAACAAAUAGGGUACCUUAUUUUGCAGCUGAUUCAUGCAAUCUUGAAUCUGUGCCCUGAGAUGGAUCCUCCGAGCAGCAGCACCCCCAGCCUGCAGUCCCUCUGCAUCUUCAGCCUGGCUAACACCGAAGCUGGCCAGGCAGUGAUCAACAUCAUGGGCAUUGGGGUGGACACCAUCGACGUGGUGGUGGCCAUGCAGUCCACGAGCGAAGAGCCCCAGACCCCACGUGAGAGCCAGGGCCAGCUGCUCAUUCACACCGUGAAACUGGCGUUCUCGGUCAUCAACAACGUCAUCCGGUUAAAGCCACCGUCCAGCGUUGUGUCUCCUUUAGAGCACGCCCUUACCCAGCACGGUGCGCACAGGAACAACCUGGUUGCCGUCCUGGCCAAGUACAUCUACCACAAGCACGACGCAGCCUUGCCCCGUCUCGCUAUCCAGCUCCUGAAGCGCCUGGCUACAGUUGCUCCCAUGUCUGUCUAUGCCUGCCUUGGAAACGAUGCUGCUGCCAUCCGAGAUGCCUUUCUGACACGCUUGCAGAGCAAAAUUGAGGACAUGCGUGUUAAAGUCAUGAUCCUGGAGUUCCUCACCGUUGCAGUAGAAACACAGCCUGGGCUCAUUGAGCUGUUCCUCAACUUGGAAGUGAAAGAUGGGAGUGAGGGGUCAAAGGAAUUCAGUUUAGGUGAGUGGAGCUGCCUUCAUGUAAUCUUAGAGCUUAUAGAUGUCAAGCAGCCAGAGCGGUACUGGUGCCCCCCACUGCUGCAACGCGCUGCCGUCGCCUUCCUGCAUGCCCUGUGGCAAGAUCGCCGAGACAGCGCCAUGUUAGUCCUCCGGACCAAGCCAAAGUUUUGGGGAAACUUGACCAACCCACUGUUUGGAACCCUCCCUGCUCCCUGUGAAACAUCAGAGCUCAGUGUCUUGGAUACGUGUGCCUUGAUCAUGAAGAUCAUUUGUCUGGAGAUCUAUUACGUGGUCAAGGGCUCUCUGGACCAGUCCCUCACAGACAUGCUGAAGAAGUUUUCCACAGAGAAGCGCUUUGCUUAUUGGUCUGGCUACGUGAAGUCCUUGGCAUUCCAUGUGGCAGAGACAGAGGGCAACAGCUGCACUUCCAUGGCGGAGUACAGGAUGCUAAUUUCUGCCUGGCGGAUGAUGCUCAUUGUUUCUUCCAGCCACGCUGACAUCAUGCACUUGACUGACUCGGAGGUCCGGCCAUUGUUCCUGGAUGUCCUCGGUGGGACCAAGGCUUUGAUGCUGGUUCCCACUUCGGUGCGCUGCCUGCAGUUAGGAUCCAUGCUCUGCACUCUCCUGCUAAUCCUGCUGAGACAGUGGAAGAGUGAGCUGGGCUCUGUCGAUGCAAUCGUAAGUUCCUUGACGCAGAUCCUGGAGGGGGUGCUGCAGGCUGACCCCCAGCUGAUGGAGAAGACCAAGGCCAAGGUGUUCUCUGCACUGAUCACCGUCCUGCAGAUGAAACACGUGGAAGUGAGUGAGAUCCCACAGUACUCCCAGCUGGUUUUGAGCGUGUCUGAGACGCUGCAAGAGGAAUUCAUCGCCCUCUUUGACCAGACGCGGCACUGCCUGACCUCUGGCGACCCUGUGGAAGACAAAGACAGCAUGGAGACGGACGAUCCCCUCCGGCAUAAGCAGAAGGACCAGCGGGAUGGGGUGUGUGUGCUGGGACUGCACUUGGCUAAGGAGCUCUGUGAGGCCGACGAAGAGGGAGAUUACUGGCUGCAAGUCACCCGCAAGGUCCCCAUCCUGCCGACUCUCUUCACCACUUUGGAGAUCAGCUUACGAGUCAAGCAGAACCUGCAUUUCACAGAAGCCUCGUUGCACCUCCUGCUGACCUUGGCCAGGACCCAGCAGGGGGCAGCAGCCAUUGCUGGAGCCGGCAUUAUGCAGAGCAUCUGUUUGCCCCUCUUGAGCGUGUACCAGCUGAGCAGUAAUGGAACUGGCCAGGUGCCCGCAUCCUCUCGGAAAUCUCUGGAUGCCCCCUCGUGGCCUGGAGUCUACCGGCUUUCCGUAUCACUGAUGGAGCGCCUUCUGAAGACCCUCCGUUACAACUUCUUAACUGAUGCUUUGGACUUUGUGGGAGUCCAUCAAGAAAGAAUCCUCCAGUGCUUGAAUGCCGUUCGCACGGUCCAGAGCUUGGCUUGCCUUGAAGAAGCGGAUCACACUGCCGGCUUCAUUCUGCAGCUUUCCAACUUCAUGAAGGAGUGGCACUUCCACCUGCCCCAGCUGCUGAGGGAUGUGCAGGUGAACUUGUGUUACCUGUGCCAGGCCUGCACCUCAUUGCUGCACAGCCGCAAAAUGCUCCAGCACUACUUACAGACCAAGAACGGCGAGUCUCUGCCAUCAGGGGUCAUGCCUCGCGUCCAGAGACCCCCGCAGGCCUCGACCAAGCCGCCAAGCCCCGAGACGGAGGCGGCAGAGCAAAAGGCCCUGCGCAUGGUGCAGUACAGCCUCUUGAAAAUCCUCAGCAAAUCUCUAGCGGCCUUGCGCCACUUCACCCCUGAUGUCUGCCAGAUCCUCCUGGACCAGUCACUGGACCUUGCUGAGUACAACAUCCUUUUCAUGCUGAGCUUCACAACUCCUGCCUUUGAUUCUGACGUGGCCCCGUCCUUUGGGACCCUCCUUGCUACUGUCAAUGUGGCUCUCAACAUGCUCGGGGAGCUGGAUAAGAAGAAGGAACCUUUCACUCUGGCGGUGGGACUGGCCACGCAGCAGGAGGGAAGCAAGACACUCAGGUCUCUCCUUAUGUUUACGAUGGAAAACUGCUUCUACCUGCUCAUCUCCCAGGCUCUCCGAUACUUGAAGGACCCUGCGGUGCACCCACGGGACAAGCAGCGGAUGAAACAGGAGCUCAGCUCUGAGCUGAGCACUCUCCUCUCCAGCCUGUCCCGGUAUUUCCGCCGUGGCGGCCCCUCUUCCCCUGCUGGUGGCGUUCUCCCCUCUCCACAAGGAAAAUCGUCCUCCUCCAAGCUUGGGCCUGAGGGGCAGGAGCCGCUCUUCCAGCUGGUACAGGCCUUCGUCCGACACGUGCAGAGAUAAAUGCCGCUCGUCCACUUCCAGAGUUCAUUUCCACCCGCUUCUGGCCACCCGCUGUGCCUCUGGCACAAAGAGGAAGAGACUCCGGCCCCCGUACUGAGGAGAGAAGCCUCUCAGGAUGUGGAACGGCUCGGAGACAAGGCCUUGUUGUGUGUGCUGCGAGUGAAUUGGGCUUUGCCUGAGCGAGCCGCUCCCUUCCCUUUUUGCCCAUGGACAGCCUGGGAGGGGAAGAGGCUGGUGGCCCCUCCCCAGAUCCCGAUCCUUCCUGGAUCGGGCAGCCACCUCUUGGUAGAGAGGUGCCACCUCUGUGGUGAAGCCCGAGGACACCGCGGCCGCCUCUCGGCUGCUUCCCCUUAGGGGUACCUGCGGGACCACUCGCCGCUGCUCAUGCCUGCAGAGCGCAAGGGAGGCGAUUUCACAGCUGGCUUCUUCUCUGAGGUCCGAGUUCCACUGCCUGCCCCUCACCUUUUGUACUCCUUGUUCCCUAUUUAUACUGAUUAAAAUGUUUCUAAACAAUA